GGAGCACGCAAACUUCCGGUGACGUCAUCACGCACAGUCCGUUACUGAGCUGCUGGCGGAAUAUUUGAAUUCGGGAAAAGGCGAAAUUUACAAUAACAUCUUAAAAGGAGUGUCUGUAUCAGUUCAAGAUAAGUGUCUUGAUCAAGCCAAGGAUAUACAGCAGCGGGAUUUGAACCAGCCGACUUGAGGUCCAGAAUGAACAGAGUAUCUGGCAGUAGGCAGUCCGUGCUGCCGCAGAGGGUGUCCGAAAACAGGACGAGUUUGGUCAAUGCCACUCCACAGAGCAAAGACUCAGCAUUCGGAAAGCUGAAUAUUCCAAAGCCACAGUCUGGGACUUCAGAUAGAAGAACAAGCUUUUUUGGGAAAAGGUUUAGUGGGGCUGGCAUGCCUCGGAACAGUACCUUUGGGACAUUUGGGGGGACAGAGAAGGUAAAGGAUCCACGGCCCCUGCAUGAUAAGUCCUUCAUCCAGCAGUGCAUCAAACAUCUCUGCGAGUUUCUGUCAGAGCAAGGUUUCCCUGGAACUGUGUCAAUCAAGUCCCUCCAGUCUCCCUCCACCAAAGAAUUCCUGAAGAUCUUUGAGUUCAUCUACACCCUUUUGGAUCCCACCUUUCAGAUGCCAACUUCUAAGAUUGAGGAGGAGAUUCCCAGAAUUCUUCGAGAUAUAGGGUAUCCUUUUGCAUUACCCAAGAGCUCCAUGUAUUCUGUGGGAGCCCCCCAUACAUGGCCACAGGUCCUUGGGGCUCUGAUUUGGCUUAUUGACACUGUGAAGCUUUUUAGCAACAUGAAAGAAAAAGACCUGCUCUUCUCAGAUUUUCCAGAGAGCCACACAGAAAUCGAAGAGGGACUUGAAUUUAACAAGCUUUUUCUUGAUUACACGGCUGAGACCUACAACCGUUUUAUGCAAGGAGCAGAUGUGUUUGAAGAGGAAGACCGUGAAUAUAUAGCUAAACUGAAGAAACUUUACAAUGUUGAUGAGGUCAUGUUGGAGUCAUUGGCUGAAAAACACAGAAUCUUGAGUGAGGAGGCUGAGAGACUGGAGAAAGAGAGUCAGGCGGAUCGAUUAAUGGCUAAACGAACAGAAAAACUGAAACGGCAGACAGACCUUCAGAAGCUUCAGAGCUAUCGCAGUAACCUUGAGUCCUUCAAAAGCAGCUUGGAGACCAAAGCAAUGGGAAUAUCUGAGGACCUGGAAGCCAUAGACCUGCAGAUGGAGACACUGAGGCAGGAGAAGGAAAGGCUCCAACACAUCCUGCUCAACCAGAAGUUCUCUCCAGCAGAUAUAGAGAGGAUCAACCGGGAGAGGAAUGAGCUCCAGCAGACUAUCAACAGCCUGACUUUGAGCUUAGAGGAGGCUGAGCAGCAUAUGUGGAAUGAAGAAAUUGCACUUGCCAAGGUCAAGGAAGAGGCUGAAAUGGAACUGGCUGAAUAUCACAACCUUGCCCGCAAGCUGAAGCUUAUUCCCACAUGUGCUGAGAAUGCUUGCGGGCGAGACUUUGAGAUCAAGAUCACCUCUGAGUGUGGGCCAUCCACAAUGGCCCAAUACAAAGUCCAGAUCCUGAAUCCCCUUCACAAUAUGAUUUCUGAAGUCGAGGAAGAGAUCAGUAUCCUGUCAAACAAGAAGUUAAGCUUGGAAGAGGCAGUGGAACAGGUGAGGUCCAACAUCACUGACAAAAUGAAUGACUUAAAAGACCUGAAAGAGCAAAUCGGUAAACUGGAUGAGCAGCUUGAGCAGGACAUGCAGGAGACAGCCCGCGAGGAGGAAAAGUGGGCUGCAGAAAUGAAAUCAAUGGAGAACCACAAGAAGCUCCUGGAGAAGAAGGUGACUGAUGGCUAUGACAAUGCUCUUGAGCAACUGACUGCGGCUCAGCAACAAUAUCACCUUGUUCUCCAAGAGACCAAUGAGCAGCGUCGCUCAGUGGUCAACAAUCUACACAGUUUGUUCACAACUGCUGCUGAUCACCUGUCCAUUGUGGAAAAAUUCUUGGAUGAUCAGCACAAAAGGAUGAAUCGUGUCUACAAGAAGAGCAUUCAGGAAGCAGAUACUGAGCUGAAAGAGCUGAAGGAAAUGGUGGAAAACUACAUAAUGAAAGCAGAUGCUUUGUAGUUGCCUCUGCUUGUGUGUACAGUAGCUUUGUGUUUAAGAAAUGUCAUUUUUUUUAAUAUCUUUUGAAGCUAUUCAACAUAGAAUCAGUGGAUUAGAAUGAUUUUUCAAUAUUUAAAAAUGUCUUUAAUUUUUUGUAUGAAGUUCUCCAAAAACUAGCAGUAAUGUUUUUGUAUCUUGUUCUACACUGUAUAUGUUACAAAAUAA
Molecule: messenger RNA, 2310 nt
Organism: Scleropages formosus (Asian bonytongue)
Lineage: Eukaryota; Metazoa; Chordata; Actinopteri; Osteoglossiformes; Osteoglossidae
Gene: ndc80
Product: NDC80 kinetochore complex component
Exons: 18
Coding region: 196-2106 (636 amino acids)
Biological process (GO): attachment of mitotic spindle microtubules to kinetochore
Cellular component (GO): Ndc80 complex
Source: RefSeq, a predicted model, not a curated record